Messenger RNA from Cladocopium goreaui, 887 nucleotides. Lineage: Eukaryota; Dinophyceae; Suessiales; Symbiodiniaceae. The record is from the annotation of a GenBank genome assembly.
GGCGCAGUAUGACAUAUUUGCUCGGUGGCUUCAGCAUGGCGCCCCGUUUUUGGACCUUCUGGUGGCUGGCAAGGAGCUACAGUGCUGAGCUACAGGUGCCUGAGGACGAGUGCGUCGACACAGUCUGUGCGGCUUCCUGGCUCCAACGACGUGCCCGACAAAUGUCCGAGGAAAACAGCAGCUGGGGGUGGUCAAGCGGUUCAGCAGAGGAAGGUCUAGGUGCAGAUGAGAUUCCUUUGGGCUCAUGUUUCCGGGACACCGGGGGCACCUGCCGGUUUUUCUCCUGCGACGCUUCUCGUGGAGAGGCGACCUGUGAACGCAGGCGCUGCAAGUGUAAGCCUGGCUUCUGCAAUCAUCAUGGAACCUGCGUUGCAGAAGCCCAAGCAAAUAGGUGCAUUCGCGACACGGACCAGACCUGCCGUUUCUUUGGAUGCUCGGCAACGUUGGGAAACACUACUUGCGAGUCCGGACACUGCAUUUGUGCCCCUGGCUAUUGCCAAGUAAAUGGCCUUUGCUUUCGCCAGCAAGGGAUUCUCCGAGCGAAACUUGUACCAAUCCGAAAGGAGAAGCCACAGUUCCCACAUCGUGUGGAAACUGCUUUGGCAUUCUCAGGAGGUGGUGGACGAGCUUUGGCCUUCAGCUUGGGUGUGCUUCGAGCGCUUGAACACUUAGGACUCAUGAGGUAUGUCGAUGCCAUCAGUUCUGUGUCAGGUGGCUCGUGGGCGGCGUCAGUGUAUAUGUUUUCCACAUUGCCAGUUCAGCACCUCUUGGGUGCAAGUACCGACCCAUCCGAACUUACCUUGGCGAACCUGGAGAAGCCAGAGUCUGCCUUGGGUACAGUCGGUGCAGUGAGUACUAUGGCAAUAGCUAAGCGACUGGUGAAGGGC